Sorex fumeus (smoky shrew) is the source of this 3550-nucleotide messenger RNA. RefSeq names its product ADAMTS like 4 (gene ADAMTSL4). The coding region runs from base 245 to 3376 and encodes 1043 amino acids. The transcript is spliced from 18 exons. Gene Ontology annotation, cellular component: extracellular matrix. Lineage: Eukaryota; Metazoa; Chordata; Mammalia; Eulipotyphla; Soricidae. Gene Ontology annotation, molecular function: metalloendopeptidase activity. Gene Ontology annotation, biological process: extracellular matrix organization. The record is from RefSeq and is a predicted model, not a curated record.
UGGCCGGUGUCGCCGCGCGCGGGUGGAAGGCGCGGGCGGGGCCGGCGCGGGGUGGGCGGGCCGGGGCGGGCCGGGGCGGGCCGGGGGCGGCGGCCGCAGAGCCGCUCCAGGGCCGCAGUGGCCGCCGCCGAGCGAGGCCGCCUCGGGAGAGCCCUGGGCGCAGACGGGCCGCCGGGGCCGCGCCGAGCAGCGCCCCCAGCCCAGAUGCCCGCCUAGCGCCUUCCCCGCGCCUUCUGGAGGAGUGAUGGAGGAGAGGAGGGCUGGCAGGCCACCCUGGUGUCUGCUGCUCCUCCUGUCGCUCCCUCAGCUCGGCCUGGACCAGGAGGUCUCCCCUGGACCCUUCCUGCAGACGCCCGCUGACGAGGGCCCCGUCCCGGAGGGCGUCUGGGGGCCCUGGGGCCCGUGGGCCUCUUGCUCCCAACCGUGUGGGGUGGGGGUGCAGCGCAGGAGCCGCUCAUGCCAGCUCCCCAGCCCGCAGCACCCCCGCAGCCUGCCCCUCCCGCCCCGCACCCCAGGGCGCCCGGAAGCCCUGCUGCGCCAGGGCCAGGGCCCCAGGCCCCACAGUCCCCGAGAGACCCUCCCCGCGCAGCCUUGGGGAAGAGGAGGCGCACCUCGAGGUCCGGCUUCCCAGGCCGGGCGGGAGGAAGCCCAGGAGACCCCCGGACCCCGGAGGUCCCGGGUCCGAGACCCCAUCAAGCCAGGGAUGUUUGGCUACGGGAGAGUGCCCUUUGCCUUGCCACUGCAUCGGAACCGCCGGCACCCCGGGAGGCCACCUCGGUCUGAGAGCUCCCCGCCCCCAGAGCGCCCAGAGGGGACUCCAGGAGGAGAGCUGUCCCCUGCAAAUCGGACUGCCCACUCCACACCCCCUCCGGCAGAACCCCCGAGCCCCAGCGCUGUUGGGGCAGGAGUGCCCGCUAGAAGCCCGCCUGUCCCCACAAGUGCCCACCUUCCAGCCCAGGCCCACAGAAGUGUCCAGCCCGCAGCUCUAGAAGCAGACAGCUCCCUCCGCGCUUCCUCUCAGCCCGCGAGGCCAAGGGUCCAGCCUUGGGCCCAUUCCCAGACGACAGAAAGACACCCUAACCGCUUCCUUCCUGUCCCCCGGGGCCGAGGCCAGCAGAGCCGGGAGCACAGGAGGUCUGGGGAGACCCCCCACAGGCCCCUUGCCGGCUGGCUGCCGCUGCUGAGUGACACCCCCCAGACCGGCUCCCGGUGGAGCAUCUUUGCCCCCAGCAGUCCAAGGUGUUCCGGGGAGCCCGAGCAGCUGAGAGCCUGCUUCCAAGAGCCCUGCCCCCCGGAGCAGCCGGACCCCCGGGCCCUGCAGUGCGCAGCCUUCGACUCUCAGGAGUUUAUGGGCCAGCUGUACCAGUGGGAGCCCUUCACGGAAGUCCAGGGCUCCCAGCGCUGCGAACUCAACUGUCGGCCUCGUGGCUUCCGCUUUUAUGUCCGUCACACCGAGAAGGUCCAGGAUGGGACCUUGUGUCAGCCCGGUUCCCUCGACAUCUGCGUGGCAGGACGCUGUCUGAGUCCCGGCUGUGACGGGAUCCUGGGCUCGGGCAGCCGUCCAGAUGGCUGUGGUGUCUGUGGGGGUGAUGAUUCCACCUGCCGCCUUGUCUCAGGGAACCUGACUGACCGGGGCGGCCCUCUGGGCUAUCAAAAGAUCCUGCUCAUUCCUGCCGGGGCCUCUCAGCUCCAGAUCGCCCAGCUCCGGCCCAGCUCCAACUACCUCGCACUUCGAGGUCCCGGGGGCCGCUCGAUCAUCAAUGGGAACUGGGCAGUCGAUCCUCCCGGGUCCUAUACGGCGGGGGGCACCACCUUCCAGUACCGCCGUCCCCCCCGGGAGGAAGGCGUGGGUGAGAGCCUGUCAGCCCAGGGUCCCCUCACACAGCCCGUGGACGUCUAUAUGAUCUUCCAGGAGGAGAACCUGGGUGUUUCUUACCAGUAUGUCAUCUCCUCGCCCCCCACCCCCGAGACCCCCACCCCUGAGCCCCGUGCUCCCCUCCCGCUGCCUGAGACCUUGAAGGCGGUGCCCCCGGCGGUGGCAGCCCCCCGGCCCGCCCGCAACCCCGGCACUCGGCAUCGGCAGGUGCGCAUCCCCCAGGUGCUGGCGCCCCCUCAGCCCCGGAGCCCUGGGGGCACCCCCUCCGGCUACUGGAAGCAAACAGGGCUCUCUGAGUGCUCAGCGUCCUGCGGGGAAGGUGUCUUGCACCCCAUCUUUCUCUGCAUUUCUCGGGAGUCCGGGGAGGAACUGCAUGAACGAAGCUGUGCCACAGCCAGCAAGCCCCUGGUGUCCCUGAAGCCCUGCCACGGCCCUCCGUGUCCUCCGUUCUGGGAGGCCGGCGAGUGGACAUCAUGUAGCCGUUCCUGCGGGCCUGGGAUCCAGCACCGUCAGCUGCUCUGCCGCCAGGAGUUUGGGGCUGGGGGCUCCUCGGUGCCGCCCGAGCGCUGUGGCCACCUGCCCCGGCCCAACGUCACCCAGGCCUGCCAGCUGCGCCUCUGCGGCCACUGGGAGGUCCAGUCCCCCUGGAGCCAGUGCUCAGUGCGGUGCGGGCGUGGCCAGCGGACCCGGCAGGUGCGCUGCGUAGGAAACAACGGGGACGAAGUCAGCGAGCGGGAGUGUGUGCUGGGCCCCCCGCGGCCCCCCAGCAAGGAGGCCUGUGACAUGGGGCCCUGCACUACGGCCUGGUUCCACAGCGACUGGAGCUCCAAGUGCUCAGCCGAGUGCGGGACGGGGAUCCAGAGGCGCACUGUCCUCUGCCUGGGCAGCGGGGAGGCUCAGGGCACCGGCCCGGCCGAGGCCGGGGCAGGAGGCCCCGCGCACAGCUGCGCCCCGGGGACCCGCCCUGCCGACAUGCGGGCCUGCAGUCUGGGGGCCUGCGAACUGAGCUGGCGCUGGUUUGCCGGGCCCUGGGCCGAGUGCUCCUCAGAAUGCGGCUUGGGCACCCAGCGCAGAGACCUCAUCUGUGUGUCCAAGCUGGGCACCGAGUUCAACGUCACGGCUCCCAGUAGCUGCUCCCACCUGCCCAAGCCCCCGGCCCUGCGGUCUUGUCAGGGCCACAACUGCCGGGAUCGCUGGUUCUCCACCCCCUGGAGCCCGUGCUCUCGCUCCUGCCAGGGCGGUGUGCAGACCAGGGAGGUGCAGUGCCUGACGGCCAACCAGACCCUCAGCGCCCGGUGCCCUCCGCACCUGCGCCCCUCCAAGAAGCGGCCGUGCAACAGCCAGCCCUGCGGGCAGAGCCCUGAUGACCAGUGCCAGGACAACUCUCCACACUGCCCCCUGGUGGUGCAGGCCCGACUCUGCGUCUACCCCUACUACGUGGCCACCUGCUGCCGCUCCUGCGCCCACGUCCUGGACAGGCCCGCCGCGGAGCCCGCCUGAGGGUCCCGGGGACCCCUCCCUCGUGCUUUCCUCAUGCCACUCAGUCACCCGUCGGCGUGGGGGCGAGUGUGCUGUGUGAUUCACCCCAGCACGUGCGUCUGGGCUGGUCUGGACACGCGUGCGACUUCUCAGAAGCAAGACCGAGUGGAAACGGGGGGCGGGUGGGGGCGGGGG